Onychostoma macrolepis is the source of this 2768-nucleotide messenger RNA. RefSeq names its product ubiquitin domain containing 1a (gene ubtd1a). Gene Ontology annotation, molecular function: protein binding. The coding region runs from base 549 to 1241 and encodes 230 amino acids. NCBI's taxonomy places the organism in Eukaryota, Metazoa, Chordata, Actinopteri, Cypriniformes, Cyprinidae. The record is from RefSeq and is a predicted model, not a curated record. The transcript has 4 exons.
GUUGUGAUUAAAAGCAAAUAACUACUGUUUUAUUGUUGUUACAGUAACUGGAGUAGCGUUUGGGAAAAUAUAUAUGAAUAUAUAUUUUAUUUAAUAUUAAUUUUUAAUGACAUAUUUGAGAUUUGUUACCCCUGCUGUAUUUCUGCUGUUUCUCCAUGCAGCGCUUGUUCACUAUCAUGUGCACGAGCGCCCUCUAGUCGCAGAUUUCACAAGUUCGCCGAUUUCAUCGUUUAAAGCUCUACACUGAUUUAUUCCUCUUUAGGGAUUUGAGUGUGGACUACAGCGGGAAGUGUGUGUGUGUAGUUGAACUCAGAGGAUAAUUAAAUAUCAAGUUUAGAUUUGUAUCAACUGUCCAUUGACUGCAUUAGUGUAAUAACUUUGUCUUCCUGGAAGGUUACUGAUCAGCUUAAGUCUUAGACAAAUGUCGACUCAGCGGAAUACAACGGUAUUGUGUCUGGCCUCGGACAACAACACAUCUGAUAACCUAAAAAAUGCAUUUAUUCGGGCAUCCAGGCAUCUAAAGCUUGGUCCUGAUGUGAGUUUGAGUGAUGGGAAGUUGUUUUGGAGUGAUACGUCAAAGGUCCCACCUGUCUUCCAGGAAUGCAUCCAGAUACAGCACCAAAGGAGGAGGACGCAAUGAGUCCCUGAAGAAAGAUAAGCCCAAGUGGAAAAGUGAAUAUCCUAUGACAGAGGGCCAGCUGCGCAGUAAAAGAGAUGAAUUCUGGGACACGGCCCCAGCUUUUGAUGGCCGUAAAGAGAUCUGGGAUGCACUGAAAGCUGCAGCUGUAGCGAUUGAAUGUAACGACCAUGAACUGGCGCAGGCUAUUGUAGAUGGAGCCAGCAUCACACUGCCUCAUGGGUCUCUUAUGGAGUGCUAUGAUGAACUGGGGAACCGCUAUCAGCUCCCAGCGUACUGCUUGGCUCCUCCAGUCAACCUGGUGUCCGAGUGCAACGAUCAUAAUGCGUCUGAACACUCUGAGCUACAGGAGAAGAAGGAGAAGGAGUUCCAGCUGAAGGUGCGUCUCUCCACUGGAAAAGACCUUCGCAUCAGUGCCACAAUGGGAGAUUCCAUUCGUCAGCUGAAGAAACAGCUUCAAAUUCAGGAAGACAUUGAUACCGCCCACCAGCGCUGGUUUUUCUCUGGAAAGCUACUCACGGAUAAAACACGUUUACAAGACACCAAGAUCCAGAAGGACUUUGUAAUACAGGUCAUUGUUAGUCAGCCCAUUGUUCUCAGCUAAACACACAAAACUUUGAACUGGGACUCAAUGAACUCAAACCUAUGUUUCCAUUUAUAUAAAUUCACUGAUCGGGUUUGAGUUUCAACACUUGUCCUUUUCAAAUAUUAAGCACAUUUACAAUUACAUUUAGUCAUUUUGCAGACACUUUUAUCCAAAGCGACUUACAACUGGGGAAUACAUAAAGUGAUUCAUCUUAAAAGAGGCAAACAGACACAGGAAGUGCUCGUAAUACCAAGUUUCAGGCAUUGUUCUCAACAAGUACAAGCUAGAAAGGGAAGGAAAAAAUAAAUAGAAAGACAGUUUUUUUCUUUAAUUUAGGAUGAAGUCAAGUAGUGUUGAAAGAGAUGAGUUUUCAGCUGUCGUUUAAAAAUUGUCAGGGAAUCAGCAUUCCGGAUAGGGGUGGGAAGAUCGUUCCACCAGCCAGGAACAGUGAACGAGAAUGUCCUGGAAAGUGAUUUCUGAACCUCUCUGUGAUGGUACCAUGAGGCGUCGCUCACUAGCAGAUCUCGGACUUCUGGAGGGGACGUAGAUUCGUAAUAGUGAGUGGAAGUAGAGCCUGUGGCUGUUCUAUAUGCUCUAUAUGCAAGCAACAAUGUCUUGAACUUGAUGCGAGCCACACAUUUUCUUGAAUCUAUGAGGAGCUUAAAAGGCCAAAUAUACAUGCAUAUAAGCAUGUGUAAAACAUUAAUAUAGUUCCACAGCAAUUGGAGAGUAUAUUCACAAGAUUUUGCUAAAUCAGUUCUUAAGUUUCUGUUUACUGUAUGCUUAACAAUCCAUAAUUGUAGCAUACUAAAUAUAUAAUAUUAAAUUAGAUACCUUGCCUUCUUGGUUUUAAUAUCCCUACAUAUGUUGUGUGGAUAUUCAUUUCCAUAUUCUAUGUGGUAUCAUUUGCCUUGAUCCCUUGAUUCAGUCUGCUGUCCAUUACUGAGCAGAACUCUUUUUAGUUUAGUGUAUGGAUUUGUAAAAUCUUAUUGGGGCACUAGUCAUAGACUGUUAUGAGACUUUUAUGUAUCUGUGUUAUCUGUAAAAAACAACAACAACCUGUGUUCAUUUUCUGAAGUUCUUUGUAUACAUUUGUUUGUAGACAUGCUUUUAUAAUUUAUUGCAGGACAGACAGGUUAAUUAUUUCUAAUAAAAAUUCAUUUUAAAUGAAUAUGGUUUGUAAUAAAUGUUGAAACAAAGCAACUGGAUCUAAACUGUACAAUUACUGUCAACAUUUCACAAGUUUUUAUUAAAUUUGACAGAUUUUUAUACUGUGGCAAAAGUGUUCUUUAAAUUGAAUUUUUGAUUGAAAGGUUGACUGGCUUCAUUUACGAAUUGGCUUAAGUGAAUAAAAGAGAAAUUCUGUUAACAGCAUUUGUGACAAUGCCAAUCACCACGGAAAGGAUUUAUUUAAGGAUUUAAAAAAAAAAAAGAAAAAAGAAAUUGAUGGAAUUAAAUAGCAAUUUUAAAACGCGUCCGAAUGUGUGUUUGUAAAUACCAGAGAAUGGUUUAUUUUUAACACCAUAUUUUAAUAAACAAUAUAUG